Pogonomyrmex barbatus (red harvester ant) is the source of this 3478-nucleotide messenger RNA. RefSeq names its product leucine carboxyl methyltransferase 1. Lineage: Eukaryota; Metazoa; Arthropoda; Insecta; Hymenoptera; Formicidae. Gene Ontology annotation, cellular component: cytosol. Gene Ontology annotation, molecular function: protein C-terminal leucine carboxyl O-methyltransferase activity. The record is from RefSeq and is a predicted model, not a curated record. Gene Ontology annotation, biological process: C-terminal protein methylation.
GGAAUAGCAAUGGCCGUUGAUGGCGCAGUGGUGCGCCGUGAGUGACAGAUACGUGAUCGUCCGCUCGUACGCCGCAUCAUCCCCGGGGAGUCCGCGCGCAUCGCGUCGCAUGAGUGGUAGAAUGCUCGCGCUCGUCUGAGAUAGCGGGAGUGCAGGAGAAGGGAGGAAUAAAGUGCAUGGUGUAUACGCGCGUGUCAGUGAGAGACGGUGAAAGAUAGAGCGAGAGCGGAGCGGCGCGGCAACCCGCCACUAUUCCCGGCGCCGGUGGGAUGAUCAAGGAUAUGGCGGACGAUGAGGCCAUACAGGCCACCAACGACGAUGCCAGCGAGUGCAAGCGCUACGCGGUGCAGCUCGGCUACUGGUGCGACCCGUUCAUCAGCCUGUUCGUCAAGCAGACCGCCCGGAAGGCGCCUGAGAUCAAUCGCGGCUACUACGCCAGAGUCAAGGGCAUCGAGCUCUUCGUCGAAAAGUUCCUCAAGCUGUCUGGUGGUAAAGGUCAGAUCAUAAAUUUGGGUGCUGGUUUUGACACUCUUUAUUGGAGGCUGAGAGAGGCAGGGAAUAGCCCUGCAAAUUUCGUGGAGCUCGAUUUUCCCAGCAUAACUGCAAAGAAAUGUUAUCACAUCAAGAAACACAAGCAAUUAAUCGAUAUGUUAAACACCGAAGAUGGAGAAAUCCGAUUUUCGACCACAGACCUGCACGCCGCGAAUUAUCAUCUAGUUGGUACAGAUCUGCGACACAUAGCGGAGCUAAAUAACAAGUUGACCCAAGCUGAAGUCAAUUUCAAUUUACCCACUAUGUUCCUCGCAGAAUGUGUUCUAGUAUAUGUAGACGCUAGCGCAACCUCGUCAUUGUUGAAAUGGCUGGCGGGCAAGUUCCCGAACAGUCUUUUUGUCAGCUACGAACAGGUGAACAUGAAAGACAAAUUUGGUCAAGUAAUGCUGUCGAACCUCCGCAGCCGUGGGUGCUUAUUGGCAGGCGUGGAAGAUUGCGAAUCGUUAGAGACACAACAGAGACGCUUUACCAUAAACAAUUGGGAGGGCACGAGUGCGUGGACGAUGGUGGAUGUUUAUGAUUCACUGCCUGUAAUGGAUCGUAGUCGAAUCGAGCACAUAGAAAUGCUGGACGAACGAGAACUCCUCACUCAGUUGCUCCAGCAUUACUGCAUCGCCGUCGCUUGGAACGGACAAACGUUUAAAAAUCUGUCUAUAGCACAGGGUUAGGCAUCACACCGCCUAACUUCUCCUCUCUGUGUGUGUCUCUCUCGCGAAGUUACUCCAGGUACUGACGUCAUGUAAUUCAGGCUCAGCGAGCCGUCGUAAAUUACAUAAUGCCGCGAUCGACAGCGGGAGAUUAACAUUUCUCAGAUUGCGCUUAAGUACAUCCCCCAUCGAUUAAUCGACGAGUCGAGAUAGUCUACGUCGUGAGGAAAUAGCGUCCUCGAGUUGAAAUGCUUCUAACUUUUUUCGUCUACAGAAAUGCCGUUAAUAAUUUUUAUAUAUGCUUCGAAUGUAUUCUUCAUCCUUCGUCAAGUGCAUAUUGUACGCAUCGUGAAUUGUUUAACGAGCGCUGUAACGGGAGAAGCCGCGACCGCACGCUGAUUGAAUCGCGCGCGAUACGAGAUACGCAGCUAGCUGAUGUGAACGGUUGGUCGGACAAGGUCUGGCAUCCUUUCGCAGAUGAGACUUCCAGUCAUUCUAAUUUACAUGCAACAUAUCUAAAUUAAUGUGUAAUCCGUAAUUCUAUUUGCGAAAAAUCGUCUCGCACUUUACCGCAGACUUAUGUAUAAAGUUUUACGGUCGUUAUUAUAAUUAUUAUAGAUCGCUGUUGUUAUAUAGUUGCGGCCAAACGGCGCGACAUAGUGCGCAGAGUAAUUUAUUAUAUUAUGAGAUAUCAUUGAGGAUCAGCAGUUCAACACGUUUAUUAUAUUUUUAUCAUCUCGCUUAUUAAUCCAUAUUAUAAUUUCCGAAUAUUAUAAUUUUUUUGUUUUAAUAAAUGAAAGUUGAUUGUGAAGAAUAAUUUCGUAAAAUCUGCAAAAAUCUGCUCUUUUUAUCUGCAUUUCCUUACGAUUAAUGUAAUGUGUACAGAAAGAGUGUAGUCUCAUUUUAUGCAGAUAAAAUCUAUAUAAUAGAAAAAGAAGCUAGGAGGACAUGUAGAAAGUACAGUUAAAAAGAUGCGGAUAUUUAUAUAUUUUUUAUCUUUCCUCGCAAAAUAUGAAAUUCUAUUUUUCUGAAAUGUCCGUACAUAGAAAUUCAAUUCUACGAAAGUCUUAAUAUAUACUCGUAUUAUGAUAUUUGAAAUACAAUGUAAAAUUAUUCCUUAACGCCGCGCGACCCGAUCCUUGAGUGUGUAUUAUAUAUUAGAGUUUAUGAAUUAUUGAGCCAUAAUACGGCGAUUAGUAUUAUGAUAUAAACGCUAUAAGCGACCAGUUUCGUACAGGCGCAAACGCGCAGAGAUAUAUAUAUAUAUAUACAUAUAUACAUAUAUGAGUGAUUAUUUAAGAUAAUAAAAGCAAAUGUAUGCAACGAAAGUAAGAUUUUAAGUGUCGAGCGUGGUGCUCUUGCGAAAGGAUCGACGUGCGAUCAGAUACCGCGCAUUUGCGAAUAUCAUCCUGAAUAAAAAAAAAUCGGCGAUGUGCACUUUUAAUUAAAUCUCAUUUUUUCGAUCUUAGAUGUGGAACCCGUCAUCUUCGCUUCCAUAAAUUGCAAAAUAAAAGAAGAAGAAACGCGUGCCGAUGUUCUUCGAUAUAAAUUAAAAGGAAAUCUGAUCGUUUUACUUCAUAACACGAGAAACGCUUAUGCCAGCACAGUAUUCCGCUUCUUUCUAACACCAAUAACGGAGAGUAUAGGUUCGCACUUAAGCAGGUCACGUAUUGAUAGGAGGGAUCAUCAAAGAUUUAUUUUCAUAUUGAGGAAUAUCAGGGCGACGCGUGUGUAUUCAAUUUAAGGAUAACACGAGAAGAUAUAAUUUUAUAAAAUAUUCGAGUCAUCCUUUUGCAGAUACGAAGCGCAUCUUAUAGGCAGAGCCUCGGAUUUUAUCGUCACGGAGAAAUGAAGCGUGACCAUUGAGAUUGUUUAUCGAGUAUCAGUAGAGGGGCAUUGAUCACUUUUCUGGAAUCUGACGGCCUAUCGGACUGGAAUAGUUCUGUAAUAGCGUUGUACAGUGACCGGUGUGUAUGUGAUUUUGGCGAUUAUACCUCGGACACGAAUGACGAUAACUUCCCAGGUCUGUUAACGAGCGAGUCCUUAUAUAAUCACAAUCUUCUAUCUUGUAUGUGUUUAUUGACUGUUUCUUUCCGAUACUUUUUAGCAUUACGCGAGCAACGGUAACUUAUUAGAUUUAAGAGACGACGAGAAUAGAUUCCACCAGUAAACUGCGUGGAUUCGCAGCAAGAUGUACGGGUGAUACUUCGGUCUCUUGCCCCUUCGACGAGUAAAAGCACAUACCUGGAGUAACAAAUACAUAUAUAAAGAAAAAGAUA